UUCCCCAACAAAUAAACCUCACCACUCUCUUUAUACAAACCUUCCGCUCGCGAUACCCGACAAAGUUUCCCACGCCCAGCGCAUAAAUCGUGACGUCACAGACUCAAACCGCUAAACCGCUUCCAGCGCACUAUGAAACCCGCAUUCCUCUCAACAACAUGGCCUCAAGGUCACGAUAGCUCGUCCGUCUGUCUGUAGAAGAAAGAGCUAUUAGAGGAUUUUCCUAGUGCACGGUCUUGUUCAUCACGCUCGUCUAUACUCAUUCAUUCCUCCCCAGUAAUCAAUCAAGCAAGCACAAUGAACUCCAUCUCAGACUACCUCCUCGACGCCGGCUACCUCCCGCACCCCCUAAUCCGCCUCGGCAUCCGGCGCCAGCUCGCCCAGCGCCUCGCCUCCCUCUCCAGCACCUCUCUAACCGCAGCCUACGAGUCGAAGAUGGCGUACGUAGAGCUUCUGCGCACACGCCCUAUUGCGAUAGAAACGCAGACUGCAAACGCGCAGCACUACGAAGUCGGCACGGCGGUGCUGAAGGGCAUGCUCGGCCCGCGGAUGAAGUACUCGGCGUGUUUGUAUGAGCGGGGGGAUGAGGGGUUGGAAGAGGCGGAAGUCAGGAUGCUGGAGUGCUAUGUAGAGAGGGCGGGGUUGAGGGAUGGGAUGGCGGUUUUGGAUCUGGGAUGCGGAUGGGGCUCCGCCGCUCUAUACUUCGCCUCGAAAUUCCCCAACUCGCAAAUCACCGCGUUUUCCAACUCGCGCACGCAGAAGGCGUACAUCGACUCUAUCGCCUCGUCUAAGGGACUGACGAAUCUCACCGUGAUAACGGGGGACGUCGUGGACUACGAGUUCGAGCCCGGCAGCUUCGACCGCGUCGUCUCGAUCGAGCUGUUCGAGCACAUGAAGAACUACCAGCUGCUGCUGGCGAAGGUAGCGCGGGCGCUGAAGCCAGGCGGGAAGCUGUUCGUGCAUAUUUUCGCGCAUCGGAGCACGCCGUAUGACUUUGAGAGCGGGUGGAUGACGGAGCAGUUCUUUACGGGGGGCACCAUGCCCUCGGCUGACCUGCUCCUGUUCUUCCAGGACGAUCUGCGCGUCCAGAAGCAGUGGUGGGUCAACGGGAGGCACUACGCGCAGACGUGCGAGGACUGGCUGCGCAAGAUGCUGGAGUGUAAAGAGGACAUCUGGCCGGGGCUGAAGGAGACGUAUGGCGAGGAGGGCGUGGUGACGUGGUGGAACAGGUGGCAGAUCUUCUAUAUGGCGUGUGCGGAGCUGUUUAAGUGGGAGGGCGGGGACACGUGGGGCGUGACGCAUUUGCUGUUCGAGAAGCCGGAGUAGUGGAUCGGUGGGGCGGGAGACCUUUAGGUGUCUUUGCUGAGGUCGGAGGCGUUCCUGGUUGUGGUGGGAGUGGGCGUGGGCGUGGGCGUACCCUCCUCCUUCUGUUCCUCCAUGCGCUUGAUUUCCGAAGCCCAGCUCGCCAGAUCCAGCACCGACGGCGCCUUUCCCUUCAUUCUCCGCCUGUUGAUAACGCGCUCCGAGAA
This is a messenger RNA of Trematosphaeria pertusa, 1529 nucleotides long. RefSeq names its product cyclopropane-fatty-acyl-phospholipid synthase-like protein. The transcript has 4 exons. The record is from RefSeq and is a predicted model, not a curated record. Bases 298 to 1326 code for a protein of 342 amino acids. NCBI's taxonomy places the organism in Eukaryota, Fungi, Ascomycota, Dothideomycetes, Pleosporales, Trematosphaeriaceae.